GUACCAGGGAGGAUUUGGAAUGGGACCUGACGGCACCAUCCGUCCCAAGUGCUCUGUGUCCUCCACGCCUUGCCACCCUCUCCCCACCAGACCCAUCCCAAUCCCAUAUCCCUGUCCCACUCAGCUGCCCAGGCCACUGCCUUCCAUCCAGGAAGCAAACAGUAACGCCCCCCCCCCCUCCAUAGGUCUCCGGGCCACAUCUGUCCUCAAAGCCCUGCUCCUCACCCUCAGCCCGUUCCUCUCACACCCCAGCCCUUUCUUUCCCACCUUGACAGCCUCUUCUAUCCCCAGCUGAACUGUCACUGCUCCAGGAGCCUGCCCAGCGAGGGCCCCUGCUGCCCAGGCUCUCGCCCGCUGCCCAGGGGCUCCUUCAGGGAGCAGAGGCAGGUGACCCGCAGGCUUCCUUGCCAACAGGUGUCCUGUGUGAACGGAGAGGAAGGGACGUGUCUGUCCUCUCCCGCCGUGUCCUCAGGACCCAGGCCCCGCCCGAGUGGAUGGGGAGGGGGGUGACCGAGGGGUCGUGUCCCUGGUAAACCACUGCAGUGCGGUUCUGAGCCAUUUACCUCUCCGGGCCUCGCCUUCCUCCACCUGGGCCUCAGCACCCCGCUUGGGGGAAUUGGGCAAAUAAUGGCCGUGAACCUGGGAGGCGUGAGCCAGCUCCUCUCCUCCCAUUCACACUCACCCAGCUGGGUCCCAGGCCUCACCCUCAGCCACCCACACGGCACCUCCUCCCAGCCCCACCUGCCAAUCCUCCCAGUUGCCUGAGGUGGAGCAGCCGGCUCUCAGGACACCUCAGACUCCCGGGCAGACACCAUGGGGGGGCUGGGACCCUGGGCUCGAUACGGGCUGCUGACUGCGGCUCACCUGCUGGCCCUGGGCCUCGGGGCUGCGGUGCUCCAGGCCCUGGAGGGGCCCCCCGCACGCCGGCUCCAGGCCCAGCUCAGGGCCGAGCUGGCCGCUUUCCAGGCGGAGUAUGGGGCAUGCCUGCCAACCGGGGCACUGGAGGAGCUGCUGGGCACCGCCCUGGCAGCCCAGGCCCAUGGGAUCUCCAGCCUGGGCAACGUCUCCGAGGCUGGGACCUGGGAUCUGCCCUCAGCCCUGCUCUUCACUGCCAGCCUCCUCACCACCACGGGUUACGGCCACAUGGCCCCACUAUCCGCAGGCGGAAAGGCCUUCUGUGUGGUUUACGCGGCCCUGGGGCUGCCAGCUUCCCUAGCCCUGAUGGCCACCCUCCGCCACUGCCUGCUGCCUCUGCUCAGCUGCCCAGGGGCCUGGGUAGCUGUCCGCUGGCAGCUGGCCCCAGCCAGGGCCGCGCUGCUGCAGGCACUUGGUCUGGGCCUGCUGGUGGCUGGCACCUUCGUGCUGCUGCCCGCGCUGCUGCUGUGGGGCCUGCAGGGCAACGACAGCCUGCUGGGGGCCAUCUACUUCUGCUUCGGCUCCCUCAGCACCAUCGGCCUGGGGGACCUGCUGCCUGGGCGUGACCGGGACCUGAAUCCAGUGCUUUACCACCUUGGCCAGAUCGCACUUCUCGGUUACCUGCUCCUGGGGCUGCUGGCCGUGCUGCUGGCGGCGGAGACCUUCGCGGAGCUGCCGCAGGCCCGGGCCCUGGUGAGGCUCUUUGGGGCCCGCGGCCCUUCGGCUGCUGAGGACCAGGGUGGCAUCCUGGGUCAGGAUGAGCUGGCUCUGAGCACCCUGCCCCCCUCGGCUGCAGCCCCAGACCAGGCCCCGCCUGCCGACAGGUGAUGGCGCUAACCCCUCUAUCCUCCAGAGGCGAAGG
Messenger RNA from Pipistrellus kuhlii (Kuhl's pipistrelle), 1777 nucleotides. RefSeq names its product potassium two pore domain channel subfamily K member 7 (gene KCNK7). The record is from RefSeq and is a predicted model, not a curated record. NCBI's taxonomy places the organism in Eukaryota, Metazoa, Chordata, Mammalia, Chiroptera, Vespertilionidae. The transcript has 3 exons. Bases 814 to 1743 code for a protein of 309 amino acids. Gene Ontology annotation, cellular component: membrane. Gene Ontology annotation, biological process: potassium ion transmembrane transport; stabilization of membrane potential. Gene Ontology annotation, molecular function: potassium ion leak channel activity.